GACUCGUGAGAUCCCCCUCCGCUCCGCCCCUACUGGCCUAAUACUGCGCCGCCUCUCGCCACUCCUCAUCCUCCAUCGGCAGCGAUCUCGGAACCACCACUCUUCUCGGCCUUCGAUGGCGGAUUUCUUCGUGGGCGCCUCUGUCUCCCUCCUGAGCAUCUCCACCACCCUCUUGAUUGGCGCUGGUUGCUUCGCGUUGGGUUUCCUCUUCGCGCACAAGGAGACCAAGAGAGGCUUGCCUUUCCCAUUUUCUUGGAUCAGGUCCUUAGCUGAUAACAAGAGAGUCGCCGUUCCGGCCGACGAUGGUCCCGGUGAGCCGAAGUUUGUGGAGAGGGCCGUGCAGAAGAAACCCGCCCUUCUCGAGAUCGAAAACCUUGCUGAAAUCCUUGAAGGCUUCAAAAUGGUUUUGGUUGUAAGAAAUGAUUUGAAGAUGGGGAAAGGAAAGAUUGCUGCCCAAUGCAGCCAUGCAACUCUGGGUUUAUACAAAAAGCUCUUUCAUAAAGCUCCAAAAGCAUUGAGCAGGUGGGAGGAUUGUGGCCAAGUUAAGGUGGUACUGAAAAUUGAAAGCGAGGAAGAUCUUCUUGUGCUACAAGGAAGAGCAAAGUCUCUAAAGCUACCAACCCAUAUAACAAUUGAUGCUGGAAGGACACAAAUUGCACCGAAUUCAAGGACGGUGAUGGCCAUUUUGGGGCCGGCCGACAUGGUUGAUGAUGUCACAGGUGGUCUGAAGCUUCUAUGAUAUUUUAUGACAGCAUUCGACAACCAGGCAUUUCUCUUGAGAAGCUAAAGGAAUCAUCUUCAGUUGCACCUUUUAUGGUUAAAUUGCUGCUUGACUAGAACUUGAGGCCUGGAAUUUCCCAGUCGUUUGGUAAGUGGAUCAUGCUACAGUAGGUGCUUGAGCUGCCAAAUCCAGUUCCUAAUUUCUUGGUGUGUAUUGAUCAGAAAUGACAAUCGUCUGAUCUGGAGAAGCCAGCCACCAAGGUCCUGAUAUAUGUUGCUGUUGUUUUCAUGAUGGUCUGUAUGUAUGCAGAAAAGAUGCUUGAUUCUGUGAUGCACUAACAUUUGCAAUCUGAGUCAUUAUGCAUCCCAAGAUAGGUGGUGGUAUGUCACUCAUUAUGCAGAUAGAUAUUUUGAUGUGAUUCUCCAUUA
Messenger RNA from Musa acuminata AAA Group (dessert banana), 1149 nucleotides. RefSeq lists its product as uncharacterized. The transcript is spliced from 7 exons. NCBI's taxonomy places the organism in Eukaryota, Viridiplantae, Streptophyta, Magnoliopsida, Zingiberales, Musaceae. The coding region runs from base 116 to 739 and encodes 207 amino acids. The record is from RefSeq and is a predicted model, not a curated record. Gene Ontology annotation, cellular component: mitochondrion; cytosol. Gene Ontology annotation, molecular function: peptidyl-tRNA hydrolase activity.